Molecule: messenger RNA, 1875 nt
Organism: Strongyloides ratti
Lineage: Eukaryota; Metazoa; Nematoda; Chromadorea; Rhabditida; Strongyloididae
Product: Nuclear RNA export factor 2
Exons: 6
Coding region: 1-1875 (624 amino acids)
Biological process (GO): poly(A)+ mRNA export from nucleus
Cellular component (GO): cytoplasm; nucleus
Molecular function (GO): protein binding; RNA binding
Source: RefSeq, a predicted model, not a curated record
AUGGCUAGGAGAACGGAUGUAAAAUCUCAAGGCAGAAAUCGUUUCGCUCAAUUUGAUGCUGAUAUUACCAGUGCUUAUGAUGAUGACGAUAAUUAUGAUUCAUUUCAACCACAUAAUAGUCGUCACGGAAAUAAAAAUAAAGUUUCGCAAAAUAUUAGUAAAGGACAUGAUAAUAGAAAAUUUCAAAAAGACUCCUUGGCGAAAUCUGGACGUAUAGUAACAAAACAAGUUAUGUAUACUGUAAUAGUAAAGGGAUGCAAUCAAUGUUCAACUGAUGAAAUAAUUACAGAAAUUCAAGGAUAUACUACUGCAUUUUUACCUUAUUUGCCGUCAAAAACUGAAAAAGGCGAUGUCCAAUUUUAUGUUAAAGAUUCUGAAAUUUCAACUAGUUUACAUCAACUUUCAAGAAGAGUUAGGAAUCCAAAAACAAAUUCAAAUAUGACUAUUAUGACUACAAAAAGUGUGUGUUCGUGGAAUAAAUUACCAACUGGUCAUAAAGAGAUAAUAGAAUCUGUUUGUAAAAGUAGACUUUCUGCUGAUGGAAAAUCUUUAGAUCUAUCCAAUUUUAGUUCUGAUCCAUAUUUUAAAAGUAAAGGUAUUAUGGUUUCACUUCAAAGAACAGAAGUUAUGAUUGCUGUUGUUGAUUUUGUUUAUGAAUCAUGUCAAGAAAUUGCUAAUUUAUCACUAAAAAGCACAGGUUUAAAACGUUUAGAUGCCGUUGCAUCAAUGGUUCAUGCAGCACCAAUGAUAAAAGUCUUAGAUUUAUCAUGUAAUAUGAUAGAUAAAAUUUCAGAACUGGGUAGAAUUCGUGCAUGGAAGCUCGAAGGAUUGUUUUUGGAAAACACUGGAGCAGCAAAUGCAUUUACAGUAGCAGCUGAUUAUUCUAGAAUUGUUCAAGGAUAUUUUCCUUAUUUAACAAAUUUGGAUGGAAUACAAUUAAGUCCCUGUGAAAAUGCUUCUGGUUUUAAUGAUGAAGUUAAUAUUGUUGUUAAACCAGGGUUUUGUCCAUCACCAGAAAUUAAAACCGUUUUGGGAAUGUUUAUUUCACAAUAUUUUGAUAUUUUUGAUGGACCUGAGGGUAGAACUAAUAGGAAGCAACUCGCCGAAGCUUAUGACGAGAAUGCUAUGUUUUCUCUUGUGUGUGAUGUUAUCGAUGACGGGAAUCAUAAUGCGGUAUUAAAAAAUAGAGCAAAACUUCGUGAUUCUGAAUAUAAAAUAUAUAGGUCUAUUUCACACAAUUUUAAAUACGAAGAAAAAUGGCGUAGUUUUAAAACACGAACAUACGGAAAAGGUAAUCUUGAGGUUUUAGCAAUGCUUUGCCGACUUCCUCCUACAGAACAUAUUCGCGAAAGCUUUGUGAUGGAUGUAUCUAUGACAACGGAUACUAUUGUAACAUUUACACUUCAAGGAAUGUUAAAUGAUGGAGAAACAUAUUUUACUUCAUCAAGAUCAAUAAGUAAUUUGAAAUAUUUUACUCGUAGUUUUGUUUGCCUUCCUAGAGGAGGAACAGCCCUUUCCAUAAUAUCAGAUAUUUUAACCAUUCAUCCUAUUGAUCCAGAAAGUGCAUCAAAAUAUGAAACAUAUUGUAUGAAACUAAAAAGCGAACAGUCUACUCUUGAUACAUCUACAGCAGUUAAUGAUUUAUCAUCCAAUUUGGGAAAUGUAUCUACUCUCAAUCAAUCAUCUACCUCAGUGAUAAAUACUGAUGAUCCCGAAAUACGUAAUGCAAUGGUUAAAUCAUUUAUGGAACAAAGUGGUAUGAACGAAGUUUGGAGUAAACGUUGUCUUGAAGAUUCCAAUUGGAAUUAUUCUCUUGCAGGUGAUAGAUUUUUGAGUCUUAAAAAUGAUAUUCCUGCUGAAGCUUUUGCAAAGUGA